AAUGAUCUGGAUUUUCAAAACAAGAUGCAAAAGUCUGCAUGUAAAAUUUAAGUUAAGGUUAAUUGUAGAAAAUAUGCUUUAAAGCAGGCAAUCUUAAUUGUGUGCAUAAGGUACAAUUCCAAAACAGAAAUUUGUCUUCUCAGACAAAAACACUUAAAAAUGAAGACAUGUUAGGAGUUGAUUAUGCAUAAACAUGCAUGAGCGCGCGCAUUUUCCCCCUCCACUCCCCUAAUGUUUGCACACUUUUGGUUUGGGUUUACUUUGGAUAUCAUUUUUCUCUUCUAAUUAUGGCAAUUUCAAUUUGUCCGUUGUGAUUUUGUGCCCAGUGUGGUGCUGCUAACCAUGUCUGUGGAGUGUUGAAUUUUCAGGAGCAUCCGAGGCCUUUUUGCGUGGAUUUUCUGGUCGUUCAUACUAAAGUGAGGUCGGGGGACACAGCAAGGCCCAGAUUUUGAGACUACUGUGUACUACUAGCGAUCAUAAUCGCUAGCAUAUUGUUAUGUUCUGGGGACGUAGAGCUAAACUCAGGUCCCGAUCAGGGCUUAGAGAAAACUUAACUCCAAGGCCAGUUCUAACGACCUUGAUUCUAAAUUAAUGCUCAGCCAUUUUGAACCGUCAGUAAAAGCUCACCAGAAGUAUUUUUUAAAAAUUGAUUGAUGGGCAUAUUCAACCCAUUAUGACUUACAUUGUGAAGCAUGGGGCACUAUAGCUAAUUUGAAUAUCAUUAAGACUUCAUUUAUCUUCCCUAAGACGAUUUCUAAAAGUCCGAGUACGAACUCUUAACAGAUUAGUUAUAGUGAGACGUCGAGAUGUCCAUUUAAUCAUCAAUAAUAUAUUUGUAAACGCUAUUAAGUAUUCGUUACGUAUUUUGUGCAUGCCUGUAAAUAGAUUACUUAACAAAGCGUGCAAUAUGUUACAUCUCAACAGUCAAAACAAAAUGACGAGGGCCUCUUCUGAGUAUUUCUUGUUAUUUCAACAUUGUUAUGGGCAUGUCUUGGAGAACCAAGAGGUUGGAGACCCUGACCCUUUUUGUUUCUGCUUUUAAACAGAGGUUUCAGGGUUGUUAUCAACAAGACUGAAAUUAUGUUCAAAGAACGUUAUGAACCAUCGAUCUUUCAGAUCUUUCUCAGUCAAUGUUUAUUUAUACAGCUUGUCAAAUGCUGGUGUUCAAAGCACCCUGGUUAGAAUUAGACUAAGGGUCUCGAUCAUCCAUAAAAUCGCAUGCCCUAAGAUACGUAGUUAACCCCAUUGCUAUGGAUCGUAACUGUCCGUUCUGUCAUGAUAUUGAAGAAUCAGAACUACAUUUCAUUUUUAUUUUCCCGGCAUGCAAUAAAUUCGAUAGAAAUUCAUACCCAUUAUACUGCUUUCUAGUGAGCUCAUUACGGAGAACAAGAGAGGGGAAAGCAUACAUUCUUGAAGUGUCCCCAUGUUGGAGGGUCUGAUCCUCUGAUACUAUUUAUUCAGUCUACCUGAACAGACGAACCAGACCCUCACAACAGCUGUCGGUGGAAUUAUUAUUAUUAUUAUUAUUAUUAUUAUUUGUUGUUGAGACCAUGCAGUGUCUACGGCCAAUCCUUCAAGAACGGUCAAUAAAACUAGAUCAGUGUUGAUUUCCAAACCAAGUAGGCCUUUACAAGAUGUGGCUGGACCGUGUUAAAAGCGCUUGAAGAAUCAACAUAGGUAUUCAAGUGUUGUAGGAUAGCAUCCAAAAGACUCUAGAAACCUCCCUUACCAUACCCUGUAUGGCCUGUAAUCAAACCACAGAGGAUCAUAGUCAUGGGAGAAGCUUAUCAAGUUGCAUACAACCCUUCCCAACACUUGGCCACAAGCUAGAACCACAGGCCACAAGUUUUCGGCGGUUGUAGCAUUAGGUUUCUUUAGCAUUGUUAUUAUUGUCAUUCAGGCCUGCAGCAGCAGAUCUCUACAGCACUGGUAUUAUUAGAAGAUAAACUGCUAAACGACACGAUUGCUGUUGUUUAAACGAAAAGGUUUCAUCCCCAACCCCCACAAAAAGUGUUUUAAUUAUCCCACCCCUUUUUGGAAAGAAAUGUGGAAAUAUAAUAAUAAUAAGAGCCGCGCAAAAUAUUCUUGCGUAGACAGCAUAGUAACUGGUUUAGGAAGUCGCACAAUGGAUAAACGGAUGAAAUAAUUUCCAAAUGACAAUGCUUUCGGUGAAUGUAUGAGCUACCCAACAUUAAUCGACAGCAUUUUUUUAAAAAUCAAGAAUGGUGCUAUUAAUGUUGAGUAAUCACUGGUCAGACGUUGUGGAAAACUACCUAAAUAUUUCUUUCGGAAUGGUGUCUCGAGAAGGGGGAGAGCGUGCAUCCGAAGGAGUGAAUAAUACUUUGUUGUGCAAACCAUAACCAUGGCAAUAGUUGAAAACUAUAUUAGUAGUUUCCCUACUGUAACAGCGCUCGGCCACGGCGUGACAGGCUCGACGAGCAAGAGUGAGGAAGGGGGAAUAUUGUGCCGUUUCACGUGGCAACACGCGACGUUGGUGUGGUCCCGCCACCCCGAGUAUACACCAGCUGAAUGGUCUAGAACUCUUGAGCGGGGCCGCGCCACCCUCGCAUUUCUUUUCGUGCUGGUGUGUGCGCGACGGGGUACGGCCCCACUGACAACACGAAUGGAGGUCUCGGUGUGUGACCGAGAACACUGGUUCUUAUCGCGGUGAGGCGUCUUGAGGCUUUCUUCAAUGACUACUCAGUUAGAAUCAGCUAUGGACACCACAAAUAUCAGCAAGAAAAGUGAAUCGCAGCAGGAAGAAGGCGGAAAGAAAGAGAUGGCCGAAAAUGAAAAAAAGGAGUUGGCACUGGGAAUCCUAGAAGACGAGGAGCUGUUUAUGACUGUCACUCAAGAGGACCACGACACGUGGCAGCAAAGAAUGGACCAGAACGAGGACACCUUGAAGGCGCGAAAAGAAACGUUCGACAAGUGGCAGGACGACCUGGUGCGUCGUCGAAUGUUCGCGUACACGCGCAUGAAAAAACUACAGAACUGCUUUCGCCAACGUCUGACCUUCUACAGUGACGUCAACAAGCUCAUCGACGCUAUGGUCAAGAAGGUGGAUAGUGAUGGUGACAAGAUGGCGCUCGCCACGCCAUUUCCGGACAUCGCCGGCGCGGACGACAGCAGCAAGAACCCUCAAAUUCAGCAGCAGGAGCCACAGGAACAGCAGCAACAACAAGAAUAUCAACAGCAGGAUCAAGAACAUCAACAAAAGGAUUCAGAUCAACAAAUGGAGGAACAGGAGUGACGGAGUGAGUGUUUGAGACAGAGAGAUAGAGAAGAGGACGUAGAACAUGCAAGCUAAAUGCUUCGUUUGUGACAGUACAAAAUUUGUUCAAGAACAAUGGAAGAUUAUUGAAAUCACAGCAUAAAAACAAUAGGGGCAGCAUUAACAGAAAUAACAGAGAUGAUGAUGAUGAUAUAAAUAAUAGACAUAUAUAGCCACGGACGUGUAUAGGUGGACUGCUGUCUGUCUGCCGAGACCAACGCUUAGCCUCUUUCAAAGUUCUCCACUG
This is a messenger RNA of Pomacea canaliculata, 3521 nucleotides long. RefSeq names its product probable serine/threonine-protein kinase irlF. The transcript is spliced from 2 exons. The coding region runs from base 2693 to 3253 and encodes 186 amino acids. The record is from RefSeq and is a predicted model, not a curated record. Lineage: Eukaryota; Metazoa; Mollusca; Gastropoda; Architaenioglossa; Ampullariidae.